Amblyraja radiata (thorny skate) is the source of this 5410-nucleotide messenger RNA. RefSeq names its product rhomboid, veinlet-like 2 (Drosophila) (gene rhbdl2). Lineage: Eukaryota; Metazoa; Chordata; Chondrichthyes; Rajiformes; Rajidae. The record is from RefSeq and is a predicted model, not a curated record. The transcript has 8 exons. Gene Ontology annotation, cellular component: membrane. The coding region runs from base 271 to 1164 and encodes 297 amino acids. Gene Ontology annotation, molecular function: serine-type endopeptidase activity.
UCUACGGGUUCUUCUGGCUUCCACUGCACCAAUCAGCUUGAUCCCGGUAGUCCAGAACAUUGAUCAAAACUUUUACGGGCAAAAUCGAGCUUUGGGAAAAUUACAGCGAAUCUGCAAAACGUGCGGAGCUGUUAGUGGAUGUGGACUCCGGAUUCACAACAUUAGCUCGCUCGUUCAAAAACAUCUGGAAAGAGAUCCUCGACAGACUUUGUACGGAGAACAUCUGACCCAGCCGAUAACGUUGAAUUAGGAUUUGAUCAGGUGAUAAAGAUGGCGAUGGAGCCCGUGAUAAAGAUGGAGAUGGAGCCCAGAAACGCAGAAAAUGAAAACCUGAAUGAAGAAAGGAACAAGGAAGCAUCUCAAUGUUGCUCAUGGUGUCACAAGCUUCACACAACUGUGUCAAAAUGGAUGCUUCCAGAAGAAAUCAGGAGUCGCUAUAUGGAAAGAGCAAAUUGCCUCCCUCCACCACUCUUCAUUGUCUCCAUAAGUUUGGCUGAGCUGGCUGUUUUUAUUUAUUAUGCAGUCUGGAUGCCUCAGAAACAGUGGAUUACCCUCGAUACAGGGAUUAUGGAAAGUCCUUUCAUUUAUAAGCCUGAGAAGAGGCAUGAAGCCUGGAGAUUUGUUUCAUACAUGCUGGUUCAUGCUGGUGUCCAGCACUUGAUAGGGAACCUUCUCAUGCAGCUUAUUCUGGGAAUCCCUCUGGAGUUGAUUCACAAAGGCCACCGAGUUGGCCUAGUGUACAUCGCGGGUGUGAUUGGAGGCUCAUUGGCGAGCUCAAUAUUUGACCCCAAUCUCAGUCUGGUUGGAGCAUCAGGUGGAGGCUAUGCUCUGAUGGGAGGCUACUUCAUGAAUGUUGUAGUGAAUUUUAAACAAAUGUUGCCAGUCUUUGGUGUUUUCAGAUUGGCCUUUAUUUUGAUAAUAGUGGGCACUGAUGUGGGCUUUGCUCUGUACAGAAGGUUUUUUGUUGAAGGAAGUGGUUUACGUGUGUCCUUUGUGGCUCACAUUGCAGGCGGUUUAGCUGGAAUGACAAUUGGCUAUGUGGUUUUCAGCUGCUAUGACCAGAAACUCUUGAAGGAUCCCAGAUUUUGGGCUUCGAUUUUGGCCUAUGUUGCCUGUGUCGUAUUUGCCAUCAUAUUCAACAUCUUCCUAUCUCCUGCUUCUUAAGUAAUGAGGGGAGAGGAGUCAUAUGUUCUUACAGUUCCUGUAAAAUAUACAUUAACACUGACAGUUUAUUAACAACAUGAAUACAGAGAAGCACAGUUGGAACAAUCAUUUUGUAUGACACCGUACAAGACCAGUGACUUAAUAUUAAUCCUUGCCAUGAGCAUAAUUUGUUAUAAUUUUUGUUGCUCACCUUAUCGUGGAAUAGAGAAAGAAGAACAUAUGAAAAACAAAGCUGUUUCUGGACAAUUUUAUGGUGCUGAAUUUAUGUUUAGAUUUUUUUGUAAUAGGAAGAACAACUGUUACUGUUUUUUUCUGAAAUUGCAAACCGUAGCGUACUAAAAUAAUCACAUGAGCAACUAACUGAAUUUUGCACCUGCAGUGGCUUGUUGGAAUUAUCUGCAUACGUAUAUAGAAUUUGGCUACAUUCAGAUUCAGAAACAUGUCUCAUUUUCAGUACAAUAGCAUCUUUAAACCUUUGUUGCAGGACUUCCCAUACCAUCAUUGACUUCCAGCCACUUUCCUUGUUUCUCUACAAAUUGUUUAAAAUGUAUUACUGUACAUACUUUGUCCUUUCUAUAUCUAAGUUUUGUUUACUAUUAUUUUACUCUAAUUGGAGAAUCUCUUGUAAGACUGUAGUGGCGUAGUUAUCAGCCAUUGCUUCUAUGACAUCUUAGUCAGAACCCCUGGCAUCAGCCUCUGUCCUCAUGGUAUCAGCAGUUCGUUUGGGUGAAGAAUGAGUGGGUUAACAUAUGAUGAGCAUUUGAUGGCACUGGGUCUGUACUCGCUGGAGUUUAGAAGGAUGAGGAGAGACCGCAUUGAAACUUACCGAAUAGUGAAAGGCUUGGUUAGUUGGAUGUGGAGAUGAUGUUUCCACUAGUCGGAGAGUCUAGGACUAGCGAUCAUAGCAGCAGAAUUAAAGGACGUUCCUUUGGUAAGGUGAUGAGGAGGAAUUUCUUUAGUCAGAGAGUGGUGAAUCUGUGGAAUUCUUUGCCACAGAAGGCUGUGGAGGUCAAGCCAAUGGAUAUUUUUAAGGCAGAGAUAGAUAGAUUCGUGAUUAGUAUGGGUGUCAAAGGUUAUGGGGAGAAGGCAGGAGAAUGGGGUUAGGAGGAAGAGAUAGAUCAGCCAUGAUUGAAUGGUAUAGACGAUGGGCUAAUUCUUCUCCUAUCACAUAACCCUAAGACUUUAAGAUAGAUUUAUCACCUUGAAGAGCCAUUUUACUUUGCUUUCCAUCCACAUAGAGGUAUUUUGUGUUCCUAUAUAAAUUGAAUGAUGUGGUUGGGAGAUACAUUCAUGUUGCUUGGUAACAUAAGGUGGCACAUGAAAAGUAUAAAUAAUUUAGGAAAUAUUACCCUUUUUACCCAGGUGAUUUGUUCUCAACAUUGGCAUUAACCUAUUUUAAAUAAUGAGCUAUUACUGAUGUUGAAAUAAUGGCAAACGAAAGAUCAAAGCUAAUGGUCAUUUGCUGUGAUUCAUUUUGAUUUUAGACUGGUACUAGAAUGAACUAGCAAAGAAGGAUAUGGAAUUAAUCCAGGCAUGUGGCAUUAGUACAGAUAGGCAUGGUGUUGGGUCAAAAGACUCGACUCUAUGCUGUACGACUCGACAGUUCUAUUUUGGAUUGCAUUGGUACAUAUGGACAGCAUGACUGUCACUGAAAAACAAAGAACAUCUGGAAUUGAAGUAAAAACCCGGCCUCAUGGCCCCCUUGCACCCGCUCUGCUUUUCAUUAAGACCAUCCUUGCUGUAAUCCUAACUUUAAUUUCAUUUUCUUGCCUAAAUCUCAUAACCCUUAAUUUCCAAGUUAUUCAAAUGUUUGCUCAAUUGCCCAAGAAAGUCUUACAUAUUCCAAUGCAAUGGUUCUUUAGAGCAUUGGUCUUACAUAUAUGAUUGCUAAAGUUACAUGGAAAUCAUAAUUUAAGACAAUAAUGUUUUUGAGUCCAUAAUAACCUUCACAUGACAUGUGACUGACUUAUUGUAAAUUUAAAAGUUGCAGUAUCCGCUCGAAAACACACUGUGAAUACAAAAGUGCUCUGAUCUAAAACGUAUGAUAUGAAUACUGUGGUGAGAAGAUAAAUGCAUGCUGCAGAUUAGUGUUACCAGCUCAUGAAGCCCAGCAUUAACAGUGUGUUUACAACAUGGUGGAGGACAUUGUUCUGCAGUUACUACAUUACUGGAAUUAUUGUAGAUUAGAAAUUGCUUACAGCUUUUAUGAAUCUAAGAAGAUAAUUGUAGUAUUACCUAUUGUCAGUUUUGACAGCCAAUAAUAGUGCUUAUUAAAUUUAUAAUUAGGUUAGUGAAUAUAGAUUUAUUUACUUUGUAUUGUACUGUAUUGUAUUGUACAGGAAAUUAUACAAUUUUUUAACAGGUCAUUUUUUACUAAUUUUACUUAUUGCAUUUCUGCCAUGUACCUUUUGUCAUUUGAAAGCAUUAAUCAGGAAUUUGGGUACAUGCUUCCUGAUUUUGUCUGUUAAUUUUAAUGGAUGAAAAAUAAUGGACACGCACUCUAUAAUUCAGGACUUGAGUUUCUGUUGAGGAAUAGCCAUAUGAGGUGUGGAGAUUUAUAAAAGAACCCUUGUUUACAAUAAGGCCGACACCUUCACAGCGAUAUUAUAGGAUGUGUAUCAAUUGUAGGAGCUAGACAUUUGAGGCAUAUUUGGUAUUAGAUUAUGAAUAGUAUUCUGACAUUAACUUAACAGUGGUCCUUCAAAGAUCACCAACUUUUUAUUUCCAAAAUAACAUAUUUUAGACCGAGGAAUUUUUACGGAGGAAUUUUUGCUUCUGCAAUUUGAUAUUUAGAAUCGUGAAUUGUUUAAGAUGAAGCGAUGUUUUCUGAAAAUGGGAGGCAUUGAGUCUUAGAUUCCUAUUAGCCCAAUGGUCACACUGUAGAGAUCACCUAUCCUUCAUGCACAUAUCAAAAUACAUGAAUUAUAUUUAAACCUGUACUUACAUUUAUGACAGAAACUCAUCCACUUACAAUAUAUGACCCAAGUCUCAGCCACAUAUGAUUGCUCUUGACAAGUUUCAUUGUUUUGACAGCAAAAGAAUACUGUGCAGUCUCAUUACAAAACCAAGAGAUUAUUUGAGUUUUUAUAGAUAAGGGGAAUUAUGAACCACUGACACUCGCUGAAUGUCUAUGCUGGAAUGACAGAACCAAACAAAUUGAAGGUGUUCUUCUGACAGGAUGGCCUACAGCCGACCUUGUUUCACUGUUUGGACAGCAAUAAAUACCAUGCAGUCUCUUAUUUAUGUUUACCCUUACUAUACAUCAUUUAAAUCAAUACAGUGAUAAUCCAACCUCCUGCCCUCAGUGAUGCUGGAGAAGGGGUUAAGAACACCUCGGUGUUGGGGGGUAAAGGAAAUUACAACAUUUAACAAUUGGUGUAAAGGACUUGCUUCCCCAGAGAGAGCACGCCCAUACUUCACUAUUGCAAAGGCCAAUUUAUAAAUACAUUGUUUUUAUUCAUUUUUAUGAAAAAACGUUUUUUAUAUUAACAUUUAAUACUUAAAAUAACUCAACAUACAACUGUAUAGGGAAAAUCUGUCAUUUUUUACAUCCGUUGAGAAGUUUUUAAAAGUGUAUUUACAGUUUUCUUGACUUUAACAAUUAAGUGCUUUGAUGAUAUGUUCACAGUGACAAUAUUGUCUGCAGGUUAGCCGGAUAAGGUGUAUUUUAACUCCAGUACAGUUUCCCCAAAGUUACCUGUGCUCUGCGCAACUCCGGGGCUAAAUUUGUCACACUGUCCAGCUCCAUUCAUCAUGUGUGAUUUUGUUUUAUAUGUCAGAAUGAACUGAACCACUCUUUUAGUGUCUGACUGAUUUGUCUGUUCGAGUCCUGCCUCUUCUCGAUGCAUGGGCAGAAGUGUGGAUCUCUGAUUUACCUAUGAAAUAGGUAUGAAAUAGAUCCUUGACCAAUGAAAGAAAUGCAUUCCUGGGCAAACAUGUUAUUAAGCAACAUUUUGUAAAUCAAAAAGUCAGAGUGAAAUGCCUCAUGGGCAUCCCAGUGCACUAUUCCCGCACUAUUUAUUACAGCGAAAAAUUUCCUGGUAGAAAAGACACGUGUUCCAAAAUGUAGGAAAAAGUUUGUAAAUUACCUAUUUGUAAUCUGGGAAAUAACCGUGGUGGAAAACAACUCUGAUGCGAAUUAUGACUGUUACCAGAUGAAAAAAAAAUUUUGCUAAUUCAUUUGCCUGUACAUAUUUUGAUUGUGAAAAGUAUAAUGAAUUAAAGUGGAACUAUGCUCCUUCAUUGA